Messenger RNA from Moesziomyces antarcticus, 723 nucleotides. RefSeq names its product 3,4-dihydroxy-2-butanone 4-phosphate synthase. The transcript has a single exon. Lineage: Eukaryota; Fungi; Basidiomycota; Ustilaginomycetes; Ustilaginales; Ustilaginaceae. Gene Ontology annotation, biological process: riboflavin biosynthetic process; aerobic respiration. The coding region runs from base 1 to 723 and encodes 240 amino acids. The record is from RefSeq and is a predicted model, not a curated record. Gene Ontology annotation, molecular function: 3,4-dihydroxy-2-butanone-4-phosphate synthase activity. Gene Ontology annotation, cellular component: cytosol; mitochondrial intermembrane space.
AUGUUUGAUCCAAUAGAAGCGGCGGUGGCCGACAUCAAGGCGGGCAAAUUCGUCGUUGUCCUAGACGAUGAGGACCGGGAAAACGAAGGCGACCUGAUCAUCUCGGCUGCACUCUGCACAACGCGGCAAAUGGCAUGGUUCAUCCAACACACCUCUGGCUUUAUCUGUAUCUCUCUUACGCCGCAACGUAUUGCCGAGCUGGCGAUUCCGAUGAUGGUGCCGAACAACACGGAGAAGAACAAGACCGCCUACACCGUCACUGUCGACUACAAGCACGGCACAACCACCGGCAUCUCUGCACACGAUCGGGCGUUGACGUCGCGACAACUUGCCGACCCCACACUCGAAGCCAAGGUGGACGACUUUACAAGACCAGGUCACAUGAACCCGCUUCGAUACACCGAAGGCGGCGUCCGUGUGCGCAAAGGUCACACCGAAGCAAGCGUCGAUCUGUGCAAACUCGCUGGCCUACCACCAGCAGGACUGCUGUGCGAACUCGUCGACCCGGACGAUGAAGAUGGAGGCAUUGCAAGCCGGGAUGCAUGCCUCAAGUUCGCAAGCAAGUGGGGGCUCAAGGUGACAACUAUCGAGAUGCUCAAGAAGUACAGGGAGGAACACGAGGGAGAAUUGCCCAACGAUGUGCGUAGUGCCUUGAGCGACGACAAGGCAAGGGGCGUCAAGAUCGACGAACAGCAGGUCGUCCCCCCCACCGCAACCGUUUAG